This is a messenger RNA of Rotaria sp. Silwood2, 1140 nucleotides long. NCBI's taxonomy places the organism in Eukaryota, Metazoa, Rotifera, Eurotatoria, Philodinida, Philodinidae. The record is from the annotation of a GenBank genome assembly.
AUGCAAUCAAUUAUUGGGACAUUGAUCGGUACUGAUAAUCUUCUAAUAAGUGAAAAUGAAACACAUGCUCAAUGUCGCCGAUUGAUAAGUCCCGUAUUUCAACAUCAAAAUCUUAAUUCAAUGAUACCAAUGAUGAUCGAAAUAACAUCAAAUGUUCUCGAUAAAUGGGCACAAUGCGUCGAUACAACUGAAAACAAGAUGGCCAUUAUUGAUGUUCGUCAAGAAAUGGCAUUUCUAACAUUGAGUAUGAUAUCUGGUUGUGUAUUUGGAAAAAGUAUUUCAAAAGAUAAAGAUAUACAUGAAAAGAUGUAUCGCAAUGUAACAGUCGUACUUAAUGAACUUGAACAACGGCUUUUUCAUAUGAUCGCUAUUCUUCCAUUGAUCAAUCGAUUACCACUUCCAAGUAAACGGCGUAUUGACAAAUCAAUGCAAAAUCUUCGUACAAUUGUCGAAUCUAUCAUUAAUGAACGAAAGAAGGGCUUGACAAAAUCAACUGCAAAAGGGCCUGAUUUACUCGAUCAACUAUUGACAAGUCAUGGACAGAAUCAAACAAAUCAGGCUACUGUUGAAAAAAUUUACGAAGAAGCAUUAACAUUCAUCAUUGCCGGUCAUGAGACUACAUCGAACUUAAUGGUAUGGACUUUAUACAAUUUGGCAUGUCAUCCUGAAGUUUAUCGUCGUUGUCAAAAUGAAAUUGAUUCAGUUUUAAAUAAUGACGAUGCAAUAGAUUCUUCAACAAUUUCCCUUCUCAAUUACACAGAAGCAGUAUUAAAAGAAUCAUUACGACUUUAUCCAUCAAUACCUCUGUUACCUCGUACUGCAAUUAAAGAUAAUACUCUUGUAACAAGUGAUGGAAAACAUAUUCGGAUUAGCAAAGGAACUGAAGUUAUUGUCAAUUUGUAUAUGCUUCAUCAUUCAGAAAGUCAUUGGUCGGAUCCGGAAAAAUUCGAUCCAUCUCGAUUUGAUCAACAUCAAUCAGAGAAAUUUUUGCCAUUUUCAAUCGGUUUUCGUUCUUGUAUUGGGCAACAUUUUGCUAUGUUAGAAGCUAAAAUCAUGUUAUCAAUGAUUAUUCGACGAUUUCAUAUCGAACUUAUACCUGGGCAAAAAUAUGUACCAGAUAUUGCCAUCACAUUAAGGUGA